AUGAAGGAACCCGGAGAAGGGGAUGUAGUAGACGAUAUAACGUUUUUCGCUAGGUUGAAAGAUGAUGAAGCGAACGAAGAAUCUAACUCUUCAGGAGUCUUAUCUUCACUCUUCGGGCGGUUAUGGCGAUCAGAUGGAAGCUCUUCAGCCGAAGGAGCAACUCCCACCGCAGCAGCAGCUAGUUCUACAGAACAGAGGAUAGAUGCUGAUACUUCAAACAAAACUGAGGUAGAAGAGGGUGCGGAAACGUCAUCUUCGACCAAAGGUGUUCAACCUGAUGAGAUAAGCAUAGGAAGUCAAGAUUCAGACAAAGUCAGGCGAAUGAUACCAUCCAAGUUAACUAGUAUAUUCAAAGGGAAUAAGAACAAACCUAGGCAGAACUUAGUAGAUUAUAAUAGGAGCAUGUUCAAACAGUACUGGAUGCCGGACUCCACUGGCAAGGAGUGCUAUCAGUGUGAAGAACGAUUCAAUACACUGAGGCGAAGACACCAUUGUCGUCUGUGUGGCCAAAUUUUCUGUUCCAAAUGUUGCAACAUACACGUUCCGGGAGCGACCUUGGGUUUAACUGGAGAUCUACGAUUAUGUGAUUAUUGCGCCAAAAUAAUGGCACAAUACUUACCUCCUGAAGCGGACGUUCGUCAAGGUUCUGAGGAAAUGACUGCGCCUUCCUUACCGGUGCUGGCUAACAACUUCCCUGUCGAAGAAGCGAUGCUCGAGCAAACUAUCACAUCUUCCGUUAUCUCUACCGUAUCAGCAGGAAAUCUGAUGUGGUCAAAACCACCGGAAAUGAAGUCUGCUUCUAGCCCUGAGACGGAGAAUUCUCUCUCUUUUCCUCCGAAACCUUCAAAAGAAUCCUUAACUCUUCUAAGUGUUCAAGACUUAUAUGCUCAACACGAAGGUAGAUUGAAUAAGAGUCGAUCAAAUUUGACCAGUACUUCGUUGUGUGAAGAAGAGGAGUCUGGUCCUGAUUGGUUCAGGAAUAUGGAUUCAGGACAAAGUUCUUCUUCCAAUUUAAUAAAAUCAGAUAACAACUCAGAGCAGAAGGUUGAUAUUUCUCGUAUCUCCACUAUGGAUUUCGAUGCCAUCUCUCCUUUAGAUCUCUCGGAUUGUAAGAAUAAUAAGGAUCCUAUAGAUAGAAAGAUUUCCAAUCCCUUAUCCGGUAGAAAUACCCGAGCCUUCGAUGGAAACAUCGAUCGAGCAUUCGAUGAGAGAGCCGAAAAAAUGUUAGAUUACCUAUUCAAACGAGAAUGUAUAAGUGAUGAAAGAUGGAAACCUAUUCUAUUAACAUUAGCAAGGCGCAUAUCACAUACUCUGAGAAUAGAUGUGGAUAGAGCUAAGGACUCCAUGAACAUUCUAUCAUAUGUUCAUGUGAAAAAGCUUCACGUGGAUCAACCUGAGCCAUCAGCCGAGAUGCUUUGGGGAGUGGUGUGUGCUAAAUCUGUGAUUCAUUCUUCAAUGAGUUCUGAGUUGCAAAAUGCUUCGGUAAUGAUUGUUGCUGGAUCGAUCGAAUAUGAACGAAUACAAGAUAAACUGUCGUCCAUUGAACCUAUUAUAUGUCAAGAAGCGGAGUUUCUCUCUAAACAAGUCGACAGAAUCUUGUCGAGAAAACCUUCCAUUCUUUUGGUGGAGGGAGUCAUUUCUAGAAUCGCAGCUCAAUUGCUGCAUAAGGCCGGAGUUGUUGUUAUCAUCAAUGUGAAGAAGAAUGUUUUGCUACGAGUUGCUCGGACGACUGGAGCAGACAUUUUGCCGUCAUCAGAUGCUCAACUCAUUCAGCAGAAUAUUGGAUUCUGUCCUGUUUUCACUCAGAGAAUUGUCAAUUUGAAAGAUGGUGGUCAGAAAAUUCUUCUGAACUUCAAUGAUUGUCCACCUGAAAGAGGAUGUUCUGUUCUUCUGAAGGGAGGUGACAUGCGGGAGCUUCGUGCCGUAAAAAGAGUAUUACACUUUAUGAUUUCUUUAAUUUAUUCAUCUAAGUUGGAAAAGUCUUUCUUAACCUUGUUUGGUUGUCGUAUUGCUGGAGAUGAGGAGUGCAACUGUGAUGUGUGCUUAACCAGAGCCGAGAACAUUGAGAAUAACACGGAUCAGUCCAGUUUCGAAACUGCUUUAUCAGAAAGUAUAUUGAGUCUAUCCCCAUUCAUUCGCUAUGAGCCUCCGUUCUUAGAAACAAUGCGUGGAAGGAAAUGUACACUGUUGCCAUAUUUCAAACAACCAUUGUAUCGUUUUGGAGUCGCGGAAGAUUUCUUAGAAAUCGCUAAAGAAGAGGCGGAAGAUGUUCAGAACAAAGAACUAGCCGAGAAGACGUGUCCACCUCCAGAAUAUCCUCGUCACAAGUUUGCUAAACAAGAUCUCACGAAGCCUGAGUCCAAUAUGAUUGAUAACGUUGCGGCUUUUCGUGCUCUAGGAGGAAGAGUUUUCCGUAAAAGAAUCCACGAUGUACCGGAGAAAGUUGUAGUCAAUGGAAGGCGCUCAAGUAUGGACAGACUAAGAUUUAAUAAUGUGUUGUGUCCACUUGUCCAUCAACGAGUUGCGGUCCUGUUUGGGUCUUUCUCUCCGAAGUCUCCAAACGCUCCAUCGUUCUGUGUAAGACCGUGGGUUCUCAGUAUAGAAUUCUAUGGAAACCAUGAUAUGACUCUGGGAGAGUUUUUGACGAAAUACUGCUUCAAUAAAUCUUACGAGUGCCCUUCAACAAACUGCGAAGUCCCUAUGCUCGAUCACUCUAGAAAAUUAGUCUAUGGAAGGAUAUGCUUGGAAGUUUCAACUCAAUUUGUUGUCCAAAAUGGAACUGAUCAGGCAUCAGUAAGUAAUAAUGGACAAGUUUUAUGCUGGAACUAUUGUGCAAUUUGUAAAGCUUCUUCUCCUCUCCAAGCAAUGACACCUUCUGUUUGGCAUCUUUCUUUUGGAAAGUAUCUCGAUUACUUGGCCAAUUCCUCAUUCAGUAAGGGAUCGAUAUCAUCCCCUUCUCAGAAUCAGUGCAAUCAUUGCUUUUUCCACCAGCAUACUCACUUCUUUUCGCAGCAAAACUUUGUGACCACGUUCAAAGUUACUCCAAUUCGGCCGUUCGAUGUGCAGUUCUCUCCAGUCAUAUGUAGAAUAGUUCCGCAACAGUUUAGUCGUCAAGCUUUGAUUGACGGAGUCACUAGAAUGGCCGCACUUGCUGAAGAUAUAGUGAAAGUAGCGGAAGAGAGGCUCCAAGUCUUUGUGAAGCAUGAACACUAUAACCAGUAUGGAGUCACUUACCACACAGUUCUUCGUCAACAAAUCGAAAACACUUCACAGAUCAUAGGGAAGCAUAACGUUUAUGCCCAAACGUUGUACCAGCUGGAUAGACAAGUUAUUCCUUCGAACGAUAUGUAUGCUGUCAAGGCUAAUGAAACAAUGAUGUAUAUCCGUGAAGGAAUUUACAACUUGAUUACCACAUGGAAUGAUCAAUGUAAUGUGUUUGCUGCUUCCAUGCGGGCUCUGAAGAAAGAUGAGAAUCCAAAUGAGGGUACGGAAAUAGCAUUAGAGAAGAUAGAUAAUCCUUUCCCUGCUUACUUACAUCUGAGUCUAAAACUCCAGCCGAGUGUUGGAGUAGUAGUUCGUGAUAUCCAGGAUAGCCGAGGAGUCUACAAGCCAGAUAUUGGUAGUAUCAUUGCAUAUGCGCUUUCUUCAUCGAACUAUGAAGAAGGUCGUUUGCGUGCUCGUUCCAAUGCUGGCGCUGAGGAUAUCCCUAUUAACUUGAAUUCUUCAUCUCUGCCUCAAAGCGAAGCUUCACUGAACGCGGAGCAUUUAGAAAUUGAGUUUGAGGAUAACUCUACUGCUUACUACGUUAAGGCCUAUUUCGCUGAACGAUUCCGCUUAUUGAGAAAGCUACUCGUGGCUGAAGGAGAAGAAGCCUUUAUUCGUUCGCUGAGUCAAACAACGUUCUGGACACCACAAGGAGGAAAAUCGGGAUCCUUUUUCUACCGAACACAGGAUAACAGGUUCAUAGUGAAGCAGAUGAGUCGAUUCGAGAUACAAUCUUUCGUGAAGUUUGCUCCCAACUAUUUUGAGUACAUCAAAACUGCUGUAACGGAGCAUAAACUUACAACAUUAUGCAAAGUCCAUGGCGUUUUCCGAGUUGGUGUGAAGAGUAAAACGACUCAACUCAAAGUAGAUAUCCUGGUGAUGGAGUAUUUGUUUUAUAAACAUAAUGUGGAUCGUGUGUGGGAUCUGAAAGGCUCUCUCCGCAACAGAUUAGCGACAACUGGUGGUAAUAACUCUACCGAUGUUUUAUUGGAUGAGAAUUUAAUGAGCGAUUUAUGGAAUAACCAACUCUAUGUAUACCCGCACUCAAAAGCUGCGUUAAACCAGGCUAUCUCAAACGACAGUCACUUCUUGUCCGCACAGCACGUCAUGGAUUACUCCUUGCUUGUUGGAGUAGAUGAGACAGAUGGUAAAUUAAUAUUAGGAAUCGUCGAUUAUAUGAGAACUUACACGUUGGAUAAAAAAUUGGAAUCUUGGGUAAAGAUCGUCGCCAUUCCUGGCGCUCACCUACCGACUAUCCUCAGUCCUGAGCUAUACUGCACUAGGUUCUCUGAAGCUAUUGAUACAUAUUUUCCUGUGGUGCCUGAUCAAUGGACUGGUCUUGGAUCAGCGGUAUCCUAUUAA
This is a messenger RNA of Auanema sp. JU1783, 4626 nucleotides long. Lineage: Eukaryota; Metazoa; Nematoda; Chromadorea; Rhabditida; Rhabditidae. The record is from the annotation of a GenBank genome assembly.